AUGGCGUCCCAAACAGAAGGCUUCGUUGCUGUUGAGAAUGCCAACAAUAAUAAUAAUAAGCCACCCAAGAAGAAACCAACACAACAUAGUAGUGACGACGAGGACGCAAAUGAUGAUGAUCCAACAAUGAACCAGCUUGUUGCUGAUCUAUGUGGGCAAGACGAUCCCGCCAGAAUGGUGCUGACUCAAGAAGAGCAUCAAUGGGCUGUGGCUGUCAAAACUGCCAUUGAAAAAAUCCCAGAUCUUGAUGAUUUGACGGAUUUUAUGUAUGCUCAGAUAGCCAUUGUUUCUCAAGGCAAUGGUCGGGAUGCCGUUGUGAGGGCGUUCCGGCUUCAAGAGCAUAAGAAAGACAACGAAAUAAUGGACACACUGGAUGACGCACUGAGGAAUUUGCCAAAAGAAUCUUACUUCAUCUCUAUUGACUACAGUCUUGAAUCUGGUGGCUACAUUGUUGCUUAUGACGUUGGAAAUUAUUCCAAUGGGGCCAUCUGGUUGAAUCCAGAGGAGACACGCUACUACAAUCGCCGGGCUUUCUAUGCCACCCACAUGGCAUUUUGUGAUUUGGAGGCACUCCGGGUUGGCGCUACUGUUCUUGCGGAAUGUGAGGGGUACCAGCUGGUCAAAGGGAAAACGUUGAGCUUGACUGGAUUUCAAAAUGUUUGGAAGAGUGUGCAUGCCUAUCCAAGAAAGAUUAAGCAAGUCAAGUUCUUUAAUCCUCCUCCACUCUGCAAGAUGAUGUUGUCAAUGGCAAAAUCAAUGUUGCCAAGAGAAGUCACAGCUACCUUCCAACUUUGUCCCAAGUGUCCCAUGGGUAGACUGGACCGGCUGUACUCUAUCCCAACCCCAGAAAUAGCAAGAGCAAGGUUGCAGGAACGAAUGAAAGGGCUUGUAAAGAAGCGAUAUGCCAAUGAGGCAAACUUUAGUCUCGACAAUCAUGCUCCUUCUUUGGAGGACGCUUGA
Molecule: messenger RNA, 960 nt
Organism: Seminavis robusta
Lineage: Eukaryota; Bacillariophyta; Bacillariophyceae; Naviculales; Naviculaceae
Source: the annotation of a GenBank genome assembly